GAAGGAGGAAGCCAACUCAGGAAGGGAUCAGGUUGAGUAUUUGUUGGCCUUGGGGAGCCCUGCUGGACGAGGGAAAGCACCGCUGGGGCUGGAGCAUGGCAGAUGAGGAAAACCCCCCUCUUCCUCCUCUUACGCCUCCUGCUGCUCCUCUUCCUCCAGAGGAUGAUGAGGAUAUUGGCGUCCCUUUGUCCCACCAGGAUCCCUGUGCCGCGACCAUUGCCACCACCAGCAGCAAUAGCAGCAACAGCAGCCGGUGCAAUGUGCUGAGCUGGGCUCAAGUGCAGCGUCUGGACGGGAUCCUGAGCGAGACCAUCCCAAUCCACGGCCGGGGCAACUUCCCCACCUUGGAGAUGCAGCCCCGGCAGAUUGUGAAAGUGGUGCGCAGCCGCCUGGAGGAGAAGCGGAUCGGGGUUCGAGACGUGCGCCUCAACGGUUCAGCCGCCAGUCAUGUCUUGCACCAGGACAGCGGCCUGGGCUACAAGGACUUGGACCUCAUCUUCUGCGCCGACCUCAAGGGCGAAGGCGAGUUCCAAACCAUCAAGGACGUUGUCCUGGACUGCCUCUUGGACUUCCUCCCCGAAGGGGUCAACAAGGAGAAGAUCACCCCACUCACCCUCAAGGAGGCCUAUGUGCAGAAAAUGGUGAAAGUGUGCAAUGAUUCAGACCGAUGGAGUCUUAUCUCCUUGUCCAACAACAGUGGCAAAAAUGUGGAGCUGAAAUUUGUGGACUCUCUGAGAAGGCAAUUUGAGUUCAGCGUCGAUUCGUUCCAAAUCAAACUAGACUCGCUCCUCUUGUUCUACGAAUGUUCUGAAAACCCAAUGACUGAAACUUUUCACCCAACUAUCAUUGGGGAAAGUGUCUAUGGGGAUUUCAAUGAAGCCUUUGACCACCUUUGCAACAAGAUCAUUGCCACCCGAAAUCCAGAAGAGAUCAGGGGAGGUGGUCUCCUUAAGUAUUGCAAUCUCCUUGUAAGAGGCUUCAGGGCUGCCUCGGAAGCAGAGAUGAAGUCUCUUCAGAGAUACAUGUGUUCCAGGUUUUUCAUUGACUUCUCAGACAUCGGGGAGCAGCAACGGAAGUUGGAGUCGUACUUGCAGAACCACUUUGUGGGAUUGGAGGACCGCAAGUAUGACUAUCUCAUGACCCUUCAUGGCGUGGUGAAUGAAAGCACAGUGUGCCUGAUGGGACACGAGAGGAGACAGACUUUAAAUCUGAUCACCAUGCUGGCCAUCCGGGUGCUGGCUGAGCAAAAUAUCAUCCCCAAUGUGGCCAAUGUCACUUGCUACUACCAGCCAGCCCCAUACGUCGCAGAUGCCAACUUCAGCAAUUACUACAUCGCCCAGGUUCAGCCAAUGUUUCCUUGUCAGCAACACACAUAUUCAACUUGGUUGCCCUGUAAUUAACAGGUUUUAACGGACUUAGUGGGAGAACGUUUUCUCUCAAGCCCAUUAAGGGAGGGGGUGCCUGUCCCCUUUGGAAAAUAGGGUGGUUCCCAUAUAGCGGUGAAUCUGCUCUGGCUUCUGAGUUGUAGGGGAAGCUGUUGGUUCUUCUAUUUAAUGCAGUGGCGCAAGAUUUAGAAAAGAACCAAAAACUUACUGGAUUCCACCACAGAGCACAAAGCCUGUCAUAAAAAGCAAACAGACUCCCUUGAAAUAAACCAGGGAGGAAUGCUUGAUGACAAUAUGGGUAGGCAACACCUGCUCCCAUAGCUAUGACAUAGGGAAAGCUGGGAAGCCUUUUUAAAAAAUGGGAUCUCAAAAACAAAACAACAACAACAAAAAAAAAAGAGGGGCAAAGGGGAAGAAUAUGAGCGUGGGGAGGGAGCUAAAUCUGUGUUCAGGAAUUUAAAAUUAGUGGCCUAACACAAGAGUUGUGUUGGAAUAAGGUAUAUUUUGGAAUUAUUGCCUUUUGGCCAUGCAUCAAAGUGCUGUCAAGUGGAAUGAUCCCACAGAAUGUAUAGCUUGCUUGAAUAGAAUGCUUUAAGAGUAACAACUUGCUCCAAAGGAAGAGCAGUAGAUGGUUACAGUUAUUUAAAAAAGAAAAAGAAAAGAAAGAAAAAUAAGGAGGGCUGUGCAGGGUGAUAGCAAAUUUCAUUAUUUCCAGCUGUAUGCAUGCUUCACAUUUUUUAAAAAAAUGUGGAAAAGUAAAAAACACAAGGAAAAACAGCUGUAGCAAGCAACAUAUGCUUCAGGACCAAAGAUUUCUCAGACAAAUUAUCUAAACAAAGAGAACACAGUAGACUAUUACAAAAAGAAAGAGAGAGAGAGAGUGAUUGCUAUAUUUGUAUACACAAAUGUUAAACAAAAGUGCCUGAUGCCUUCAGAAAAUUUGAAGUGAGAAAAAUAUAGUUUUGUGGUUUAACCUUGCAUUUUGUUUUUGUUUUUUAAUCAGGGACACAAGAAACUAAAAAAAAAAAAAAGCUUGUGAAUAAAUGGUGGAGGAAAUGACUAUUUUUUUUUCCUGGCAAAUACCUAUAAAAAGUUUAUAUUGUUGGUGUGAUAUUAUCACAGGUACGUGUGUGUAUGUGUGUGUUUAUUUGUCAUGUGUGCAUAUAUGUGUGUAUGUAACAUGUUAUGUAUAUAUACACACAUUUUAAAUAUGGUCUAGAAAAAUGUAGCAACUUUAAGGAAUGUUUUACAUAAAAUAAAGUGCGUUUUCCAGUCUGCAACAGGAUAUCAGAAUAUUGAGGGCAUUUUGCUGAGAGAGUCAUUACCCUGCACCAGAAAACUGGGAUAAACAAACUAGUCAUACAUAAAUUUGGAUUCAAAUUAGGCAUUUGUUUGGAGGUACAGAUCUUAAUAGUUAUUCACUGAGUUACUUUUGAGCUACAUCAGUUUUUAGUCUGGACAAACAUUUCACUUUCCUCUCCAACUUUGUACUGUAAUAUGAUUUUGAUGUUUAUCUCACUUAGUUUUGUGACUGCAUACCUCUAUGGUGUGUUAGACACCUAUUGCAAUGUGGCUUAAAGAGACAUUAACCCUGACAUCUAAAGAUUUUAGCUUUAGCCACUGAUCUAAAUACUCAUUAUUAAUAUAUAUUUUAAACUAGCAGAAUGCACUGUGCAUUCCACGACCACUAGAAGUGAGUAAAUGUGAAAUGAACCAUUAUGAAGAACAUUGAAUAGAUGUUUAAAAUGUAUAUUAUAUAUUAUGCAACAAUUAAACAACUUUGAUCUGGUUGUCACACUGCAUUUUCCAGCUUAGUACUGUACCUUAUUUAAAACAAAUCAUUGGAACAAAUAAUCUGAUUUAAUUUCCUUUCUCUCAAGCAUCAGAGAGCUGGGAAAUCAUUGUACAAGGAGUGUUUCUUCCACCACUGUGGUGAUUUAUCAUACAAAAGAGUUUAAUUUUCCAGCCAAGGGCCUUUUCAAAGCAAACAAAAUCUAACAGAACACCUCAGAAGCAUUCAAAUAGAGAGCUAAGAGCUCUUAAGUCCAUGGACAGAAAAUCUGUGGGCUAAAAGGCUCUGAAUUGUUGUGCUGGGUUGUGGCCCACAUUUUGGGUUUUUUUCAUGCUAAGGAAAGAACUUAUGGUUAUAGCACUGAACAGAAAAAUAUAACCAUGCCACCCACUGUAGAAUCAAAUGAAACAGUACUGUAUAUAUGCAGCGCAUGCAGAGAAAUGUUAAAAGCAGCAUAAAAUAUUUAAAGUGGCGGGAUUAGUAAAUUGCUAAGCAGUCAGGUUAGUGUCCCUUUGUCCCAGUAAAGCUCUGACAAUGUUUUUUUCUUUACCCAUUUUAAAUUAUAGAAGCUUCCCCCCCCCUUAUUUUUACCAUCCUUUUUAUUUCUAAAAUGAAGUUUAACAGGAUCACCAUUUGUUUACUCAACCCUCUCCUAUGUGAAUUUGUCAGGAAUUGGUCAGUCAUUGUCUUGACUUGGAAGCCCUCUGUCAUCACUUUUGCACUGCAUCCUUUUGAUGCUUACUAACUAUGGCCUGAAAAUGCAUGCACACACACUUACAAUCAGCCACUCACUCACACAAAUGUAUAUAUCAUUGUCUCUCUGUGUGUAUCCUACACAUGCACAUUUUGAUCAGUGCUCACUUGUGAAAAUGAAAUGUUUGCUCCUGGCAGACUUGUCCUUUCAGAGCAGCAAAGCCAAGACAGAGAUGGUUCUAGUCAAAACCAAGAAUUUAGCCUCUGGUUGUUUGGAGGACUUUCUGGCGGAAACCAAACUGAAGGCUGGGGAAAUAGGAUCAGCUGGUAAUGCGGUAUGUCCUUUCUCACCACAGCUAUUUCGUUGCAAAUAAAUGAGUCAUCCACUACUGAAAUGGUUUGGGAAUCUCUGGCAGUGCUGCAGCCCCAAAAUGCUGAUAACACAUUAUAUAUUUUCCUUAAGAGCAGGCUUUUCCAUCUUUUUUUUAAAACCAAAUAAUUGACAUUGUUAGUUUGGGAUUACGUCUUUUUUCAAAUUUUGAUUGCAUUUGAAGAUAAAAAUCAACAAAUGGUUGUCUUAUACUGAAUGCUUUAGGGCUUGGUUCACUUGAUUAAAUAGAGAUUCCCCCUCUCUGUUUUAAGGUUCCAGUGAUUUUUUUUUGUUAUAGUCUGUACACAUGUCCCUGAGUUAAAAUUUAUGAAGUCUUUGUUUUAAGUGGCUGGUUGCUUUAAGAAAAGGUGUUAGUGGUGUUAGUGAUGGAAAGAAACUGUGACUCCUAGUCAGAAUGAAAAUCAGAGCACACCCUCAAAACCUGUUGGUUUCUGUGGUUCCCUGUUGAGCUCUUUAUGGGGUCCAGGUACUGUAUGUCUCUCCCCAACAUCCACUCCAGUUGUAAUAAACUUUCACAAGAAGGAAAGGACUGAUACUCUGUAGAAUGUGCACUAUUCAUUCAUCAGAAUUUAAUAUUAUGAAACAAAGCCGCUUUCUUCAGUGUAAGAUAUCUCAGUUGCAAUGUCACGAUUCUGCUGGAGGAAUUGUGAAUCAAGAAAAAUCUUAAUUUGUUCUGAUACAACUGGAGUGGUAGGGAAGAGAAAAAAAGGAUGCCAGGUUUUGUUUCUUUACAGUACGAUAGGAUCUAAAAUCAUUUUAAUGUUGGGUAUUCUGAAAUGCUCAUAUUUCUAUGUUUGCUAUGUGGAUCCCAAGUGAUUGCAUAUCCUCUUUACACACAUGUCUAUACCACUUUCAUUUAUCAAAACAUUUUCAGCCCUGAAUCAUUCAGUACAGUUAGGUGGAGUGGUACUAUGUAUAUGUACUUAUAUAUAAUCUGCAAUAUGCAAAAACAAACAAGAUAAGUCUUUGAAAGGAAGCAAACAAAAUGGGAGAUGAUGAAAAUUGCUACUAGAAUUCUUGUUUCCAUAACUCUUUGUUUAAAUGCUUUAAAACUUAUUUGCUGCUAGUAUUGCACAAAAGUUUCAUGCACAGCUUAUAAAUGCCUGUUGUAAAAAUGCUUUAUUUGCAAGUUGUAUUAUUUGGAAGACUCUUAGCAAUUAAGAGAAAGCUUUAAAUGGUUUAUGGGAAGAAAAAGAAAUGUGGAAAGGAAAAAAAGAGAAGGGGAGGAAUAUAUAUCUAUCUAAUGACAUAUUCAGCACUUUCAUUUUUGUUUUUACUUUUUUCGUUUUUGGUAUGGCUUUCUGUUUUCACUGCAAUGGAGAAAAUCCAAAAUCCAUGUACAGGUUUUGCUGUUUGCUAUUUUUGCAACUAGUUAAACAUCAAAAAGGCCUACAGGCUUCAGGACGGGGUUAGACAUAGCGCCACAAAUUCUUGAAGUCUGUGGGAAGUGAUGCUGAUUUUGUUUUCCUUUAAAUUCCACACAACUGUUGUCUUCAGAGACAUCCUGCUUCACCAAUGCUCUCUUGACUGCUCUUUGGGAACUUUCAGACUGGGUUCUGUUGGAAGUUGAAACAAAGGGCAGAUGGAAAGCAGACACUUUUAACCAACGAACGCAUUUGCUUCUGUGCUAGAGGGAACAGAUUGUGAAUUUUGUUUACAGCAUCCAAUAUUUGGAUUUUUUUGUAAAUAAAAAUGUUAUUUUUUCUAUUUAUGUGUGUCACAUCUUUUCAGUGUCGAAAACA
Molecule: messenger RNA, 6003 nt
Organism: Sceloporus undulatus (fence lizard)
Lineage: Eukaryota; Metazoa; Chordata; Lepidosauria; Squamata; Phrynosomatidae
Product: terminal nucleotidyltransferase 5A-like
Exons: 2
Coding region: 96-1400 (434 amino acids)
Biological process (GO): mRNA stabilization
Molecular function (GO): RNA binding; poly(A) RNA polymerase activity
Source: RefSeq, a predicted model, not a curated record